AUGGCUUUCUGUGGCGCACAAUGUGUGUCCAGCCCGUGUCAGGCAGCAGCAUCGGAAGGGCAGGUGCGGGCCGAAACCACGCGGCGCAUCAAGCAGCUCGGGCGGCAGGGCAAGCCGCGCGAGGCGGUUGCUGAGCUGGCCAACAUGGCCAAGCUGGGCAUACAGCCCGACACGCUGGCCGCCACCGCGCUGCUGGACGCCUGCUGCCGCAACGGCAAGAUGGAGAUGGCCAGGUCUGUGUUUGCGGAGCUGUUUGACGGCCUGCUGGCCCCGGACGAGGUGGUGUUUGCGGUCAUGCUGCGUGGCUACGGCGCCGCCAGCGAGCGGCCGCAAUGGAACGAGAUCAGCUCGACGCUGCAGCAGAUGGAGCAACAGCACGGCAUCCAGCCCAGCAUCGUCACCUACAACGCGCUGCUGGAGUGCUGCACCAAGCACAACGAUGGGGAGCGGGCGGGGGAGAUCAUGGGGCGCAUGCUGGUGGCGGGGGUGCAGCCAGACGACUUCACGCUCGAGGCGGUGCGCCCCCGCAGGUCCAUGCGCUCCCUGCUCAAGCGCAACUUCAACGUCACCUUCUGAACUGACCCCCUUGCCAGAACAGGGGCUGCCCUGCUGGGUGCACGAGGACCCGUCGGCUCAGCCGCACUGUGCAUCGCUGCUGCAUUUGUGUGCUGCGCCUGCGCCUGCUUUCAUUGACGUUCUUUAGCCUGCUCGCUGGCCCAGGAUUGAAAUUCAGUGUAACAGGCAGCCUCC
Chlorella variabilis is the source of this 750-nucleotide messenger RNA. RefSeq lists its product as hypothetical. The coding region runs from base 1 to 576 and encodes 191 amino acids. Lineage: Eukaryota; Viridiplantae; Chlorophyta; Trebouxiophyceae; Chlorellales; Chlorellaceae. The record is from RefSeq and is a predicted model, not a curated record. Gene Ontology annotation, molecular function: protein binding. The transcript is spliced from 4 exons.